Molecule: messenger RNA, 1777 nt
Organism: Hibiscus syriacus
Lineage: Eukaryota; Viridiplantae; Streptophyta; Magnoliopsida; Malvales; Malvaceae
Product: rho GTPase-activating protein 3-like
Exons: 5
Coding region: 105-1511 (468 amino acids)
Biological process (GO): signal transduction
Molecular function (GO): GTPase activator activity
Source: RefSeq, a predicted model, not a curated record
UUCUUCAUUACUCUUCUUUUUCUUUUGAUUAUUAUAUUUGUAUGUUCCUUUUUUUCUGUCUCCUAAAAAGGAAAAAGAUUUAGACUUGAGAGAGAGAGAGAGAGAUGAGUGGGUUGUUUCGAUCCAAAUCUUGUGGAUUCGUCGAAAUCACAGAGUUCAGCCGUGCUACUCUGAGUCCAUUCUUCCACCAAGCCAAAACCGAUGACUAUGAAGCCAGUGACGAAAAAGAAGAGGAAGAAGAGUUUGAUGAUGAUGAAGAAGAUGAACAUGGGUAUGAUGGAAACCCCAUUGCUACGACUCCGUUUAUAAGCCCCAAGUCGAGAUUCGGUGGUCGUAGUGGUCUGGGUCAAACCCGUAGUUCAACGGCAAAAGACAAUAACCAGUUCCAGUUCCCUUUUCUGGAUAUUUUGGCGGCAUUGUUAAGGAAAUCGCUGGUCACGUGCAGCGUGGACACUGACGACGUGUCGUCCAUGGAUAUUAGCUUGCCGACUGAAGUCAGACACGUCUCCCACGUGACUUUCGACCGCUUUAAUGGUUUCCUCGGAUUGCCUACUGAGCUCCAGCGUGAUGUUCCGAGAAGGGUUCCCAGUGCCAGUGUAAGUGUUUUCGGAGUUUCUGCCGCGUCAAUGCAGUGUUGUUAUGAUGACCGAGGGAACAGUGUGCCAACUAUUCUUCUUAUGAUGCAGAAGUGCUUGUAUGCUGAAGGAGGCCUUAAGGCCGAAGGGAUAUUUCGGAUUAAUGCUGAGAAUAGUCAAGAAGAGUAUGUCCGAGAGAAGUUAAACAAUGGUGUGGUACCAUGUGGAAUCGAUGUCCAUUGUUUGGCUGGUUUGAUAAAGGCAUGGCUUAGAGAACUUCCUAGUGGAGUACUUGAUUCCCUCACACCGGAGCAGGUGAUGCACUGCAACACCGAGGAUGACUGCACCGAGCUUGUGAAGUUACUUCCUCAAACAGAAGCUGCUCUCCUUGACUGGGCUAUCAAUCUGAUGGCAGAUGUUGUGCAGCAUGAACAAUACAACAAAAUGAACGCACGCAACGUUGCCAUGGUUUUUGCACCAAACAUGACCCAGAUGGCUGAUCCUUUGACAGCAUUGAUUCAUGCUGUGCAAGUAAUGAACUUCCUCAAGACGCUGAUCUUAAAGACACUUCGCAAAAGGGAGGAGUCAGCUUCCAAGGACAGGUUGCUGCCAUCAUAUUCUCCUAAUGGCAUCAUCGACAUCAACGAGCAAGUUCCGGGUGCAAGUCCAUCUAAGGAAGGUUCCACUGCUAAGCUUUUGAGGGCUGCCACAAUGAGUAGACUGGAAUGUGUCCCUGAUGAGAAACUAAGGGGUUCUCAGACGGGUGAUGGAGAAGAAGAAUUUGAGUCUGUUUCAGGUAACAGCACGCCAAAUGCAUGCGAAAUAAGGACUACUGAAAAUGAAUGUAGGGGUGGAUCUGAUAAUAAGGAGCGGCUAAGUUUAAGAAAAGGUGUCCUGCGGCUAUGCAGGCACCCCGUAUUUCAGUUGAGGAAGUAGACUAAGAAAACCCGAAAUAUCGGGAUUGUAAAUACCAGAGGCAGUGGAGGAGAAGCUUGUGUUUGAUACAUCAGUACUAUAUCCCAAAAUGUUGAUAUGUUUCUUCUCGGUCAUGGAGGCGAUUUCUGGUUGUGUAUGCGAAAUUUAUAGCUUCUAAGAUUUGUUUGGAAGUACUAACUGAAAGAUGUAGAUUAAUCAUAUGCUUCUUAGUCUCCUUGCAUUAUCUUUCGUGAUGUGCAAUAAUAGUGUUCAGAAUUUGACAGAAA